AUGAAUAAGAACCCGGGGCGCGUCCUGGCCUGCGCGGGCGCGACGUCGGUCUUCGGCGCAUUCCUGAGCCUCCUCAUAUACAGCGCGGCGUGGUCUCCCUCCCUGCGAGCGCAGCUCUCGCUCGUCGAUUCUUACGAGGCGGAGGUACUGCACGACAUUCAGCGCGAACUCAGGCGCGCCUUCGACGACUCUAGGGUGGCCGUCGCGGGCUGCGCCCUGGCGGUGGCGGCGACUCUGGAGGUCGCUCCGGAAAAGUUGGAGGGCAUUCGUCCGGUCCUGUGGGGCACUCUCAGGGGUAAUGAUCGCUUCAGCAGCGCCGGAUUCCAGGCCGAAUCCAACGCGUCGGUCAGCUUCGUGCGCACCGGGGGGAACUACAGCGAGUACCGCAGGCUCACGCCGGGCUCGCCCACGCUGACGGCUUUUCUGGUGAGGGACGACCGGGCGGCGGCCGUCGCCGACCCCACGUCCGAUAUAACGGUACCCCCUCUGAAGAAUCGAGCUUGGUACGUCGGGGCGGUCGCGCAGCGUGGCACCGUCAUCAUCUCUCACUACUUCAGCGUGUUGGGCGCUCCCGUCGUCACGAUCAGCACCGCCGUGACCGACUCCUCUUCGGCGCUGCUCGGAGCUGUCAACGUGGGCCUCUCCGUCUCGAGCAUCGCGCGGAGGCCCGCUGCCACCGAGGACUACGACGUGUACGUCGUGAGCGGCACGAACGCGACUCUCAUCUCCUCCAGCCGCUCUCAGAACGCGACGGGCGAGUGGACCUUUGCGAGAGACAGCCCAGACCCGCUCGUUUCGGGGAGCGCGAGGCGCCUCAGAGAGGAGCUCGAGGACGGAGCGGACCACCGAGGGGUCAUAACCGUGGACGGGCGGCGCUACGUAGCGGGAGUGCAGAGACUGGACGCCGACUUCGACGUCACUGCGGUCGUCUUGCUGCCUUGGGACCGCUUCUUCUCCCGGCUGGAGCGGAGCAAGCGCCUCACCGUGGGCACGUCCAUCGCCUCGAUAGUGAUGUGCGUCGUAGUCGCGAUCAUCAUCGGCGCUUGCUUCUUCAGAAUAUGGAGCCGCGAGCGAUCGCACCUGGCCGCGGCCCAGCACGACGCGAGCAUGCACCGGAAGAAGCAGCAGCUGCUGGCGAGCCUCAGUCACGAAAUGAGGACUCCCAUGGCCGUAGUCGUGGGUCUUCUGGAGGAGAUGCAAGCGGACUCCGGCGGCGAAGCGUUCGAAGAGAAUCUCGCGCUACUGCGAAAGACGGCGGAGGACAUGAUGCACCUGUUGGACGGCAUACUGAUGCUGGCCAAGAACGAGGCCGGAAAGUCGAACGUGGAGGCACAGGUCUUCAAGCUGCGCGCGGAGUUGGAGCGGGCGCUCGCCGGGAUCGGUCCUCUCGUGAGCCAGAAAGAGGUGCGGACGUGGCUUCGCUACGGAGACGGCUUGGCGGAAGACGUGAUCGGGGACAGGCGCAAGCUGAGGCAGGUGCUGGACAACCUGCUGAGCAACGCCGUCAAGUUCACCAGGAGCGGGGAGAUCGGCAUCUCGGCUCGCCGAACGUCGGACGCCCCAGACGGGUCGAGCAGGGUCGAGAUCUCGGUCAGCGACACCGGGUGCGGCAUACCGCACGGCAUGGAGGAGGCGAUGUUUCGCGAGUUCGUACAGGCUGAGAACGUGCGAGAGGUUCACGGCGGAACGGGGCUCGGUCUCAGCAUAGUACGGUCCCUGUGCAGACUCAUGGGAGGAGACGUAGAGGUAGCCAGCACCGGGCCCGAAGGCACCACGUUCAGAUUCUGGAUCCGACUCAGGCUGGCCGCGUCGUUCAGGGCUCAGGACUCCAUAGUCAGCACGUUAGAGUCACAGAAUCCGCUCAAGGGGCUGCGCAUCUUAGUCGCCAAGGACACGCGCCUAAUAAGCAAGCUGAUUGAACGCUUGCUGACGAAGGAGGGCGCGGAACCGACCAUGACAGCAGAUGGCAUAGAGCUCAUGGAUGCAUACGUGGCGGCACCGGACGAGUAUUCGGCCAUCCUGAUGGACUUGCAGAUGCCGCGCCUGAAUGGAUACGAUGCCACGCGCCGCAUCAGGGCGAUGGAAGCUGCAGGGUCUUUGCCGGGCAAGAUCCCCAUAAUCGCCUUGACGGCGCAUGCCAUGGAUUCCGAUGCCGCCGAGUGUCGUCGGGGUUCUGGGUUCUUCAGAUCCUAG
This is a messenger RNA of Klebsormidium nitens, 2193 nucleotides long. The record is from the annotation of a GenBank genome assembly. Lineage: Eukaryota; Viridiplantae; Streptophyta; Klebsormidiophyceae; Klebsormidiales; Klebsormidiaceae.